UCCAACCACCUGCUGAUAAACCGUGUCAUGAUGCAACGUCUCAGCCUCCUCAUCUUGGCCGCCUGCCUCUCCCUGGCGAUGACAACAAGCAUCCGUACAACGGAGAAGCCCUGUGAGAACUAUUGUGAGAUCGAAGGCCAAAAUAACCAAUACGAAUGCUGCGACCGAAACCCGGGACGGUGCCUGGACAUUCAAGCGACCAUUUGCCCUCAUUUACACCUCGAGUCCUGCCGGUACGACACCCACUGCGAAAAGCACGAGAAAUGCUGCAAACUGACUUGCCUGCCCUUCAAGGUGUGCAGGCGCGCCGUCGAGGUGUGGCGAGGAAUCGUUGCUUAAAAGGGUCUCGUCAGAGAGCAGGACAGGCAGAACGGAAGGAAGAGAGAGACAGGGACAGACGGCAGACAGACGACAGUCUCGCUCGUCACCGCUCCGCCCUGGGCACCAGGGGCACGGGUCUCUCGUGGGGUUUCACACA
Penaeus vannamei (Pacific white shrimp) is the source of this 478-nucleotide messenger RNA. RefSeq lists its product as uncharacterized. The record is from RefSeq and is a predicted model, not a curated record. NCBI's taxonomy places the organism in Eukaryota, Metazoa, Arthropoda, Malacostraca, Decapoda, Penaeidae.